AUGACCAGCAACAGCAGCCAGAACAUCAGCAGCUGCAGCACCGGCGGAAGCGACGCGGCGGUCGGCGGCAACUGGCUCGGCUUCUCUCUGUCGCCUCACAUGGCGGCGACCAUGGACGGCGCGGCCGACGGCUCCAGCGGCGUUCCGGUGCAGCAGCACCACGGAGGCCUCUGCUACCCUCCUGUCGUCUGUUCCUCGCCCGCGCCCUUCGGCUACUCUCUCGGCGGCGGCCACGAUGGUCACGCCAAUGCUAGCGGGGGGUUCUACCCCGGGCUCUCCUCUAUGCCGCUCAGCUCCGACGGCUCCCUGUGCAUCGUGGAGGCCCUCCAUAGGAGCGAGCAAGAACGUCAUGGGGUGGUGGUAUCCUCGACAUCGCCCAAGCUGGAGGAUUUCUUGGGCGCGAGCACCGUGAUGGCGCUGAGCUUGGACAGCUCCAGCUUCUACUACGGCGGCGGUCACAGCCACCACGCGCACGGUCACGGCCACGACCAAGGCGGCUACCUGCAGUGCGCGGUGAACCCCGGUUCGGGCGGGCACGACGUGUACGGCGGGCACGCGCAGAUGGUGGACGAGCAGUCCGCCGCGGCAAUGGCGGCGAGCUGGUUCUCGGCCCGCGGCGGCGGCGGCGGCGGCGGCUACGACGUCAACGGCGCCGGCGCCAUCGUGCCGCUGCAGGGCCACCCGCACCCGCUGGCCCUUUCCAUGAGCUCCGGGACGGGGUCCCAGUCCAGUAGCAUCACCAUGCAAGUCGGCGCCCACGCCGACGCCGUCACCGAGUACGUCGCCAUGGACGGGAGCAAGAAGCGCGGCGGCGGCGGCGGGCAGAAGCAGGCCGUCGUCCACCGCAAGUCCAUCGACACAUUCGGGCAGCGCACGUCGAAGUACCGCGGCGUCACCAGGCAUAGGUGGACGGGGAGGUAUGAGGCGCACCUCUGGGACAACAGCUGCAGGAAGGAAGGCCAGUCCCGGAAAGGCCGGCAAGGCGGGUAUGACAUGGAGGAGAAGGCCGCUAGGGCGUAUGACCUGGCGGCGCUCAAGUACUGGGGGAAGUCCACGCACGUAAAUUUCCCGAUCGAGGACUACAGGAAGGAGCUGGAGGAGAUGGAGAACAUGACCAGGCAGGAGUAUGUCGCUCACCUGAGAAGGAAAAGCAGCGGGUUCUCGCGUGGUGCUUCGAUCUACCGUGGAGUGACCAGGCAUCACCAGCACGGGCGGUGGCAGGCGCGCAUCGGCCGCGUCUCGGGCAACAAGGACCUCUACCUGGGAACAUUCAGCACGCAGGAGGAGGCGGCGGAGGCGUACGACGUGGCGGCCAUCAAGUUCCGGGGCCUCAACGCGGUGACCAACUUCGACAUCACGCGGUACGACGUCGAGAAGAUCAUUGAGAGCAACACGCUGCUCCCGGGCGAGCAGGUCCGGCGCAAGAAGGACGGCGACGCCGCCGCCGCCCCGGUCUCAGAGGCCGACGCCGUGGCCCGCGCCGCCGCGGCGCUGGUGCAGGCCGGCGGCAGCUGCGUGGCGGACACCUGGAAGAUCCAGGCAGCGGAGCUGCCGGCUCCUUCCGUCGCGCGGGGAGGCGGUGGCCAGCAGCAGCAGCACCAGGACCUGCUGUCGAGCGAGGCGUUCUCGCUGCUGCACGACAUCGUGUCCGUGGACGCUGCUGGGACGGGGGGCGGCAGCGCCAGCGCGCACAUGUCCAACGCGUCGUCGCUGGCCCCCAGCGUGAGCAACUCCCGGGAGCAGAGCCCGGACCGGGGCGGCGGCGGCCUCGCUAUGUUCUUCGCCAAGCCCGCGGCGUCGGUGCCCAGGCUAGGCUGCCCGCUGCCGCUGGGAUCCUGGGUCUCGCCGUCGGCCGUGUCGUCCGCCAGGCCCGGCGUGUCCAUCGCGCACCUGCCAAUGUUCACCGCGUGGACCGACGCUUGA
This is a messenger RNA of Miscanthus lutarioriparius, 1923 nucleotides long. Lineage: Eukaryota; Viridiplantae; Streptophyta; Magnoliopsida; Poales; Poaceae. The record is from the annotation of a GenBank genome assembly.